UCUUCUUUGCUUAAUCUAUUGUUGAAGGAAUUGAAAUUCUGAAGCAAAGUUUGAAGAUCGAAGCAGCGGUUCUGUUAUUAAUCUUUACUGCCUCGCGAGGUUUAGACCUUAGAUUGGUAGCUUGGUUAAUUUCAAAGUAGAUUUUAGGGGGACGAUUUUAUUUUUAUUGUGGCUUAGGAGUUGAAAAUUUAGUUUAAGAGUGUGUCCAUGGUUGAUAUUUCGUUUUAGGAUCUUAAAUCAAGCCAUGACUUUGGCUUCUUCGGGCUCGGGGGCGUCUCCCGUGGCUUUUUAUCCGCGGACUCUUUCCUCCAUUGCAAUUGCAGUGGGAGGAUUGGCCAUGUUUUUGAUGUUUGCUUCUUGGGUUCUAGUGUCUUACCCAGUUGGUUCUACGGUACACAUUUAUUUUUAUGGUUUUGAGAAAAGAUUAGACAUUUCUAGUAAUCAAACAAACAUUAAAGACUUUGUAGAUGCCAUUGGUCAGAACUCGUCAUCAGGGGUCAAUUUAGAAGUUAGGGAUGUGAUUGAUCAGAAUGUUUCAGCACCUAAGUCUAGUGGGUCAGUGUCCAACAGUAGAAAUGGUUCACAGAUAGAUUUGUCAGCUAGUCCUCCAAGAGGAGAGGCAAAAGAUGGUUCUGUAGCCUCCAAGGUUAAGGAGGAUGUUGAAAAUAAGAAAGUGGAUUCUGCGGGCUCACCAGAUAAGUCAGAUGGUGGAGAUGCAGGAUCUGGUGAUGCUAAUAGUCAAACCGGAUCUUCUGAUGAAUCUGGAGCAAGGGCUGCCGCACCAACUGUGGGAAGCAAUGCAACUAAGAUUGGUUCAGUUGUUUCAGGUUGUGAUCUGUACCAAGGAAGUUGGGUUUAUGAUUCGUCUGGACCAUUGUACACCAACAACACGUGCCCUGUCCUGACACAGAUGCAGAACUGCCAAGGAAAUGGGAGACCUGACAAGGACUAUGAGAGUUGGCGAUGGAAACCCUCUCAAUGUGAGCUCCCCCGAUUUGAUGCAAAGAAAUUUCUGGAGUUGAUGAGGGGGAAGACGCUAGCUUUUGUUGGAGAUUCUGUUGCUCGAAACCAGAUGGAAUCAAUGUUGUGCCUUCUCUGGCAGGUCGAAGCUCCAAAAAAUAGAGGGAAUCGCAAAAUGCAAAGAUGGUACUUCAAGUCAACAUCUGUAAUGAUUGUCCGGAUAUGGUCCUCUUGGCUUGUACAUAAAACUAAUGAACCAUUUGAUUUCGCUCCUGCUGGUGUUGACAAGCUCCACCUUGAUAGUCCAGAUGAAUACUUCAUGAAUUAUAUUUUAGAAUUUGAUGUGAUUGUUCUUUCUUCAGGGCACUGGUUUGCCAAGCAGUCAGUCUAUAUAUUGAACAAUGAGAUUGUGGGAGGACAGUUAUGGUGGUCGAAUACUUCUCAGCCAAAACAAAUUAAUAAUGUUGAAGCAUUUGGUAUAUCUGUUGAGACAGUUCUCACUGCCAUCGCUACACAUCCAAACUACACAGGACUUACCAUUGUGCGUUCCUAUUCACCUGAUCAUUAUGAAGGUGGUGCCUGGAAUACAGGUGGAUCAUGCACCGGAAAGGAAAAGCCUCUUGCACCUGGUGAGUUAGUGAAAAACGGAUUCACAGAAAUUAUGCACGAGAAACAGGUGACAGGUUUCAACAAUGCACUUAAGAAGGCAACGAAUAAAUCAAAAUUGAGGUUGAUGGAUAUCACUGAAGCCUUCGGGUACCGCCAUGACGGACAUCCGGGUCCCUAUCGAAAUCCUGACCCAAAUAAGAUCACAAAACGGGGCCCAGAUGGAAGGCCUCCACCGCAGGAUUGCUUACACUGGUGCAUGCCAGGUCCAGUCGACACCUGGAACGAACUUGUGCUUGAAACCAUAAGGAGAGAAUUUGAGGGCAACCAAAGCUCGUUAUCUAACAAUUGACAUGUUUCCAUUGCGAAGUGAUCAGCCAUCUGCAUUCUUGUGCUUCUGUGAUCAAAAGGUUAAACUUUUAGUAGUAUCUAAAUUAUGUUACAGUCUAUUCCAUUUGUUUUAUCAAAUUUCAUUUAUAGGAAAAAGGUAUGUAGAGAAAUUCUCCUUUGUUACAGAUCUAGAGAUCAGCAUCUAGUAGCUGUAUUUUUGGACAGAGGCUUCCGGAAUAAACUAAAAUAUAUACUUGAGUUUCAAUUUAAUUUAA
Molecule: messenger RNA, 2171 nt
Organism: Pistacia vera
Lineage: Eukaryota; Viridiplantae; Streptophyta; Magnoliopsida; Sapindales; Anacardiaceae
Product: protein YLS7-like
Exons: 4
Coding region: 245-1918 (557 amino acids)
Cellular component (GO): Golgi apparatus
Molecular function (GO): O-acetyltransferase activity
Source: RefSeq, a predicted model, not a curated record